CGCUGGGUCGCGUGGCCCGGGUGCUUCGUGGAGAAGACGAGCGAGGAGGGCGUGCGCCAGCGUUUAGAAGAGGAGUACAACUGCCACCCCGUCUUCCUCGAUCGCGCCGUCGAGGAGCUCUUCUACGCGCGCUUCUGCCACGGCGUGCUCUGGCCCCUGUUCCACUGCAUCCCGAUGAUGACCCGCGACGCGACGCUCGUGGGCGCCCGGGCGACGGACCAGUACGAGGCUUAUUUGUCCGUGAACCAGCUCUACCUCGAGGCCGUCGCCGCGGAGUACGUCGAGGGCGAUUUGGUGUUGGUCCACGACUACGAGCUCAUGCUCCUCCCCGCGAUGCUCCGGAGCCGCUUCCCGGAGAUUAGCUGCGGCUACUUCUGCAACUGCCCCUUCCCCUCGACGGAGUUCUACCGCAUGCUGCCCGCGCGCGAGGCGCUGCUCCGGGGCGCGCUCGGCGCGGACCUCGUGUCGUUCAACCACUUCGACUACGUGCGCCACUUCCUCAACGCGUGCAUGCGCGUGCUGGGCCUCGAGUCGCUGCCGAGUAGGCUCGAGUACAACGGCCGCCUCGUGACCGUGUCCAUCUGCCCCGCGGGCAUCGCGCCCGAGGCCUUUGAGGUCAACACGGACUCGGAGCUGUCCGUGGCCGUGCGGGGCCGCGCGGACCAGAUGCGCGCGGGGCCCUUCCGCCACCGGAAGGUGCUCCUGUCCCUCGACGCGCUCGACAUGUCCAAGGGGAUUCCUCAAAGGCUCCUCGCGUUGGAGGCGCUCUUGGAGUUCCGGCCCGAGUGGCGCGGCCGCGCGAUCCUCGUGCUGGCCGCGCGCGACCGGGGCCGCGUCGUCGACGCGCAGCUCCGCAAGGCCGUCGACGGUUUGGUGGGCCACGUCAACGGCCGCUUCGGCCGGGCGGACUACUGCCCCGUGCACUACCUCAAGCACACGCUCACGCGCGUCGAGAAGCUCGCGUUAUAUUCCCUCGCGGACGUGGCUUUAGUCGCGUCCGUGCGCGAGGGCAUCAACCUGAGCGCCAUGGAGUUCGUCGCCGUGCAGAACGCCUUCGCGGAGUGCGAGCGGCGCUACGACCCGGGCGUGCUCGUCUACUCGGAGUUCGCGGGCUGCGCGACGUCCUUCGAGGACGGCGCGCUCGUCGUCAACCCCCACGACACGGACGGCGUCGCCCAGUCGCUCCACGCGGCGCUGACGAUGACGUCGACGACGAAGCAGGUCCGGCACCACAAGCUGGCGCGCUACGUGAACACGUACACGGCGGAGCUCUGGAGCAACCGCCUCGUCAAGGAAUUAAGGCAGGCGCGGGAGAAGGCCGCGGCCUACGAGCAGCUGCUCCCCUUGGACGUCGCGCAGCUCCGGAGCUUCUACGAGCGGUCGCGGCGGCGGCUGCUCGUCUUCGAGUACGACGGCACGCUCGCGCCCCACGCGUCGCUGCCCCAGCUCGCGCAGCCCCCGCCCGCGCUCGCGGCGACGCUGGCCCAGCUCUGCGCGGACCCGCACAACACGGUCUACGUGCUGUCCGGGCGGUCGCCGAGCGAUUUGGACGAGUGGCUCGGGAGCUCGUGCCCGCGGCUCGGCCUCGUCGCGGAGAUGGGCUUCCGCCUGAAGCGGGCGCCGCGCUGCGCGUUGCCGUCCGACGUGAACCCGGGCGUCGACACGACCUGGGUCGUCGAGGUCGCGCCGAUCCUCGAGUCCUUCACGCGCCAGACGCCGGGCUCCUUCCUCGAGGCCAACGGGUCCUGCGUGACGUGGCACUACCGCGACGCGGACCCGGAUUUCGGAGACGCGCAGGCGAAGAACCUCAUCUUACAUCUCGAGGUCGUCGCGGAGAACCGGCCCGUCAAGUGCUCCAUGUCGGCGACGAAGCGGCAGAUCUCCCUCCAGCCCGCGCGCGUGUCCAAGGGCCGCGCGCUCCGGUCCGCCGUGGGCGUCGACAUGGACGCGUACGAUUUGGUCUUCGUCGUCGGCGGCGAGGCCGACGAGGACGUCUUCGAGCUCUUCGAGGGCUCGUCCCACUCCUUCACCGUUUCCGUGGGCCGCCACCUGAGCCGCGCGUCCUUCUUCCUCGACGACGAGGAGGUGCUGCCGACGCUACAGACGCUCGCCGCGGUUUCGAACCUGUCCAUCGCGCCGAACCCGGCGUCCUUCCUCACGUCGAACACGUCCUUCGCCACGGCGCCGGACUCGCCGGCCGCCCCGUAACACCGAGCGGCCUCUUAGAACGAACCCCCCCCCUCACCGCUUGCGGCGCCGGACCUGGUCGACGAUGUCCGCGAGGCGGCGCUCGUCGAGGACGCGGUUCACGAAGAGGCUGUCGUAGAGGGGCUGGUUCUGGAGGAGGUAGCGGAGCGUGUCCUCGUCGAGGCGCGUGAUGGCCUCGGGCAGGCCCGUCGCCGCGGCGUGGGCCUUGGGCGGCGGCGGCGGCUGGUGGUGGCGGUUGUCGAAGUCGCCCGGGUGCGGCCGCGCGUCGCCGCCGGAGUCCGGCGGCGCGUCGGACUCGGCCGCGGGGAUGCGCGCCGUCGCCGACGUGCGCCGCGUCGUCUUGUCCGGCGCGCCGAGGUCGUGGUCGUCGGGGUGGGGCGGCACGUCGCGCGGGUGGAGGUAGCGCGCCUCCAUGACGCGUUUGAGUCGUUGCGCCGUCGCGUCGCCGGCCGUCGACGCGUAGUCGAUGUCCGGAAUGCACUCCUUGGGCACCACCGAUAACGUCGGCCGCUUCCAGGGCCGCGCGG
Messenger RNA from Aureococcus anophagefferens, 2735 nucleotides. RefSeq lists its product as hypothetical. Gene Ontology annotation, cellular component: cytosol. The coding region runs from base 175 to 2208 and encodes 677 amino acids. NCBI's taxonomy places the organism in Eukaryota, Pelagophyceae, Pelagomonadales, Pelagomonadaceae. The transcript is spliced from 4 exons. Gene Ontology annotation, molecular function: catalytic activity. The record is from RefSeq and is a predicted model, not a curated record. Gene Ontology annotation, biological process: trehalose biosynthetic process.